Messenger RNA from Fragaria vesca subsp. vesca, 1429 nucleotides. RefSeq names its product E3 ubiquitin-protein ligase RING1-like. The transcript has a single exon. The record is from RefSeq and is a predicted model, not a curated record. Gene Ontology annotation, molecular function: ubiquitin protein ligase activity. Bases 543 to 1160 code for a protein of 205 amino acids. NCBI's taxonomy places the organism in Eukaryota, Viridiplantae, Streptophyta, Magnoliopsida, Rosales, Rosaceae. Gene Ontology annotation, cellular component: cytoplasm. Gene Ontology annotation, biological process: protein ubiquitination.
CUUUGCAAUUUUUCCAGAACCAAAAAAAAAAAAAAAAAUAGUCCGAGACUCGUCACCUACCUAGCGAACCAGAGCCACCAAACGAACCCGACCCGACCCAACUCACCCGCUGGUGCACCAAUCACAACUUCAACCCCUUCGCCGAUCCCAUCGACUCCCGAAGCUCCGACGGCGACUGGUUCUCCGACGCCGCCGACGACUCCGACCGUGACGUCAGCUGCUUCGUCACCGAUCUUUUCGACCGUCGCGACUCCGAUCACCCUAUCGGCGCCGACUGCGUUCUCGUCUCGGGUUCGGAUCCGUUCGUGACGGAAUUGGAGACCCAACGUGACGAUGGCGAUGAUCUCGGGUCAAAUUCCAAUUUGGGGCUAGGGUUUGGGGCCGAGUCAAAUUGUCAGGGAUCCGGCUCCGAAUUCGAUGACUUUUUAGCUCCGCAAGGGCUUAGGGUUGUCGGAUUGGAGUCCGAUUCGGAUUCGGAGAAUGAUGAAUUCGAGAGUAAUCGGGUCAGCGAAGGUAUCCAGUCGAUUUGGGACAGUAUUUUCAUGGAGGAGCAGAGAAAUGCGUAUGAGAAUUCUGAGUGGGAAGAGGUGACUGAGCAGCCGGAGAAUCCAAUUGACGGCGGAGGAGGAGGAGGAGGCGGAGUGGAAGAGCUAUCAGUGGCCUCUGGAUUCACUAGUGAAGAAGAAGAGAUCCCCGAAGGAGCGGUGCGAACCAUUGAGUGGGAAAUUCUACUGACAGUGAACAAUUUCAGGAGGAAUGUGGAUGAUGUGGAGCUUGAUAUAGAGACUGCCGAGUACAUUGAAGCGAUUUUCGGGCAGUUUGUGGAGAAUGCUAGCGCUUGUAAAGGCAGCCCUCCCGCGGCGCUGCGAGUUGUGGAAGACCUUCCUUUUGUGAAGUUUACGGUGGAGGAGCUGAGCAAGGAGGAGGUGGUUUGUGCUGUUUGUAAAGAUGAUAUAGUGUUGGAGGAUAAGGUGAGGAGCUUGCCGUGUUGUCAUUAUUACCAUCAGGACUGCAUUGUGCCGUGGUUGAGCAUUCGGAAUACGUGCCCUGUGUGUCGGUAUGAGUUGCCAACGGAUGAUCUGGAUUACGAGAGGAGCAGGGCUGCUCGUGGCUUGUCAUGGGAAUCACAGGUUAGGGUUGAUUUUGAACGGUUUGUCUAAGAUGUUAUAUGUCUAUAAUUGCUUUUGCUCCAUGUAAAAAGUGUACAUAGUGUUUUUCGGGCAAUGUCAUCUCAGAGUGAAAUUAAGCCUGUUGUAUAGCCGUGAGUUGUCAUUGUAAUAAAUUGAUCUGGAUGUUACUUUAGGUCUUGUUAGUUGUGUUCGUGCACUAACCUCUCAAGGAGGGAUAGUGACCAUUAAGUUAGAGAAGAUGUAUAGUUGUCAUCUAAUCUACCUGAACUAAAUAUAUGAUACUCAAAAUUUCGUUGUUA